GCGCUCCCGCCAGCCCGCCCACCUCCACAUGCACACACCCGCGGCGGGAGGAGGAAGGGCAUCUUUCUCGUCGAUUUCGUUUCGCCAGUUUCAUUUAUCCCCCUUCUCGCCCUUUUUUCUUCUCCUUCGUCUUCUCUUUUUUUUUUUUUUUUUAAUUAAUUUUUAUUUUAUUUUUAUCACUGCAAUUAUUUGUCGGGGUUCUCCGGCGGAUCCCGGCGGAAAAGGUGGAUCGCUUCUCAGAGGGUCCCCGCGGCUCCUGGGGAAGGUUGCUGACACUGUGGCUGCAGUUUACUCACGAGAUCCCAACCGAACACUAGUAUUUGAAGAGCCACUUGGACAGGCACAGCUCCUCGCCCAGCAUGCCUUUCAAAGCUGGAUUAGAACUGACCGAAUUGCAGAAUAUGACUGUCCCUGAAGAUGAUAACAUCAGCAAUGAUUCAAAUGAUUUCACAGAAGUGGAAAACGGCCAGAUAAAUAGCAAGUUUAUUUCGGAUCGAGAAAGCAGAAGAAGUCUCACAAACAGCCACCUCGAGAAGAAGAAAUGUGAUGAAUAUAUCCCAGGAACUACUUCAUUGGGAAUGUCCGUCUUCAACCUUAGCAAUGCAAUUAUGGGCAGUGGGAUUUUGGGUCUUGCUUUUGCCUUGGCCAACACAGGAAUUCUCCUUUUUCUGCUGCUUUUGGUUUCAGUCACGCUGCUGUCUAUUUAUUCAAUACAUCUCCUGUUGGUGUGCUCAAAGGAAACAGGCUGCAUGGUGUAUGAAAAGCUUGGUGAGCAGAUCUUUGGUACCCCAGGGAAAAUGAUUGUCUUUGGAUCUACAUCUCUUCAGAAUGUUGGAGCAAUGUUGAGCUAUCUCUUCAUAGUCAAAAAUGAGCUGCCUUCUGCCAUAAAGUUUCUAAUGGGAAAAGAAGAAACUUUUUCGGAAUGGUACGUGGACGGGAGGAUUCUUGUUGUCGCAGUGACGUUUUGUAUAAUCCUCCCUUUAUGUCUCCUGAAGAACUUAGGAUACCUUGGCUAUACCAGUGGAUUUUCAUUAAGCUGCAUGGUAUUUUUCCUGGUAGUGGUUAUUUACAAGAAGUUUCAAAUUCCCUGUGAUGGACAAGCGCUAAAUGCAACAUCAUCUAUUCUAUCAAAUAGCUCAGAACAUACGUGUAAGCCAAAGUAUGUUAUCUUUAAUUCCAAGACCGUGUACGCUUUGCCCACCAUUGCUUUUGCGUUUGUGUGCCACCCAUCAGUCCUCCCGAUUUACAGCGAACUUAAAGACCGUUCACAGAAAAAAAUGCAGUUGGUUUCAAAUAUCUCAUUUUUUGCCAUGUUUCUGAUGUACUUUAUGACUGCCAUAUUUGGCUAUUUGACUUUCUACGAGAAUGUGCAGUCAGAUCUGCUUCACAAGUACCAGAGCAAAGAUGACAUCCUCAUCCUGACCGUGCGCUUGGCUGUGAUCGUGGCAGUGAUUCUCACUGUGCCGGUGCUGUUUUUCACUGUUCGUUCAUCAUUAUUCGAGAUGGCCAGAAAAACAAAAUUUGACUUAUGCCGUCAUGUUUUUGUUACUUUGGUUCUUUUGGUUAUCAUCAACCUGUUAGUCAUUUUUAUCCCAUCCAUGAAGGAUAUUUUUGGAGUUGUAGGGGUCACUUCUGCCAAUAUGCUGAUCUUCAUUCUUCCUUCAUCGUUGUAUUUAAAAAUUACACAGCAGGAUGGAUCAAAGUUGACUCAGAGGAUUUGGGCUUCUCUUUUUUUGGCACUGGGGGUAUUGUUUUCCCUGGUGAGCAUUCCCUUGGUCAUCUAUGACUGGGUACAAUCAGGAGGCAGUGCCGAAGGCCACUGAAGUUCACCCUCUUCUCAAAAGAAGAUACCCCUGUUUGCUACACACCAAAAUCGCAACCAUCCGUUCUGUUUAUUCCACUUUUUGUGAGUUUACUCAAAUCAAAUCCAAAUAAUGAUUAUCCAGUACUGAAAAUACUGUCAUGGGAGUAUUUUCUUGCAGAAAACAGACCCAUUCUUCCAGCAGGCGUGUCACUCUCUGAUCAGCAAAAAGUCUGUGUUAAUUGUCCAUGAGAUCAUAUAGAGCAUCGCUUAUAGAAAUUCAUCACAAUUAGUUUCCCCUCUUCCACCCAUGAAUUGCAUUGUUCCAUUAUUUUCCUCAGCCCUCCAGCCACAAGCUCUGCUCCUUUAGGGCAGCAGCACCUGUUGCUAUCAAUUCCAACUGGAGUGUUGUCCGUUCAUAUCCUUCCCCCCUUUUUUAGCCAAAACUCUGCUCUCUAAUCGUACGCAUCUGGUUUGUUGGUUUGUUUGUUUGUUCUGUUGCUCUUCCAGGCACCAUUUGCCUCACUGGGUUAAGUGUAGCAUUCUGGAUACAGGCAUGAAAAGCACCACGAGAGUGUAGCUGAGUGCUGUGUAAGCGUAGGUCCUAAAUCCGGUGCUUCUCUUCAUGUUUUGGGGGGCGAACCAGGCCCAGGGCUUGGCCCAUUCAUAGCUCUGGGGAACAGACUGUGUGUGUCUUUGUGAUGUGGAGCAGGGAGCAGGAGGACAGCCACCACCACCAGCCACUAUUCCUCUGGCACACUUGAGCUGGAGAUUGACCAGAACUUGACCCCAAACCAUGAGUACUUGUGUCUGAAGAGAAGCAGACAUUUGGAGAUUUCCAUAAGAAGUCUGCAUUUUCUUCAGCAUUAAACUGUUUAGUAAUGCCCCAUUGGUCUCAGAAAAAAAAUACCAAGCUCCAGUUUUAUCAAAACCUGCGCAUUUAAUCAUACCUCAUGCCUUUUCCAUACCUUGUAGGGACUGGCGCCUCUCUUGUGUCUUACCCUCCUCCCACUGAAGUCAGUGGGGUUUUUGACAGCAGUGGGAGCAGGAUUUGACUCACUCUGCCAAACUACUAAAUUUCUAAUGGAAAUUGAAAUCUGCAAUAUUUCUUUAAAUGAACAGAAAUACUUUAUAUAUUUAAAAGAUUUCAUUUACAUUUUUCAUUAGUUCUGCAUAACACUUCAUAUUCUAGGUGCUAUGCAGAACAUAACACUUAGAAGUAACACAGCUAGUGUUAUUGUACUAGCAGAAACACUGUAACUUGCAACAGUUGUCCACAGAAUAAGCAUUUGCCUAAUGCCUUAUAGCUGGUGUAGAGAACCACAUGUAGAGACUCAAAAGCUAAGCAGGUGAUCACUCACCAUCCUGAGCAGGCAUCUUCUAUUAGUGCACUGCCAGCAGCAUAAACGUGUUCACUUUAUGUCAUUCACCAUGCGAGCUAAAGAGUGUCUGAGAAUAUGAACGUGGCUCCUACUGAAAGAACUGAUGGCUAGAGGGAGCCCCGCUUCAUGCCCAAGGGCUGUGAUGCCCUUGAUAUGCUCCAGCCAUACCUGUCAGUAUGUAGUGACCCUCUUGUUCUCAGUGUCUGGUUCAUUGACUACUCUCUUUCUAACUGUGGAAACAGACCAUCAUCAGCUGUGAGGAACCUGUCAUUGCAACUUACUCUUUUUAAGGUUAGGGAUAGAGUAUUUGGGAUCUUGGGAUUUCUGUAAGCUACUGAAUUGCCUCAGUUGCUAUUACCUUGUAAUGUAACACCUUACCAUUGUUUGAAGUCACUGAGAGUUGAGAUCACAGAACACAUCUCAGGACCCUGAAAGUUGGUUUCUAAAGAUAACAUCCAGAGAGGUUAGUUUGAGGCCUUCCCAGAAAUUUGGGCAUUGAGAUGCAGAGUGUUCAUGCUGCAGAAACUAAGCCUACUAAGCCCAGACUGCCAGAUCUGUACCGUAGCAUAGACAGUGAGGUGCUUGCCUCUGAUGCUACUUCACUAUGAUCCAGAAAUAAGGCAGAGUGGAUUCCACAAGCUUCCAAAAUAUUUGGAGUAGCCUAGAAGCAAGAACAAAACUAGAAACCUCCCAGCAAGGUCUCUGGUGCAUCAUUCUUUCUCCCAAGCACUCCCUAGCCCAGCCUUUAACAUACAAACUGCUGAGCUACCUGGGACCCCUGCACUAAGAUCCCUUCUAUUUCCCUGUGGGUGGUAUCAGACCCUUAUCUGUGAUGGUGCAGAUCACCAGUUCUUUCUGUGCUGUCCCCUUAUGGGACUGAUCCCUGCCCUUAUUCACAGAGAAGUCCAUACCAUAGCCUACAAGACCAGGUGUUAGGCGAGCUCUGUGGAGAAGAGACUGUGCUUUGUUCCUAUCUCUUUGCACCUUAUUCUAGGCGUCUUCUCAGCCUGGGAUGUAAACUUUUCCUUUUGCAGGCACCCAACCCUCAGUGGUCACUACAGCAGAAGCCCAGCAUCUCACUCCAUUCUCUGACUCAGCUUGCUGAGGUUGCAUUUCAGGUUUUGAGGUGCCUUAUAAUCUCUCUGGGUCUUAUCCUAAAAACCUAACUCAGACCUGAGAAUGCCGUGCAGUGUUAUCCUUAAGAUGUUACCAGGCUCUCCUUCUUUCCGCCCCCUUUGUCUUUCUUCUACUACUGAUUAAUGAGCAGCACAGUGCUGUGCACUGGGGAGUUGUGAGAGACGAGAUCCUGGGAAAGAUUUUCAAGUCUCCAGGUAUGAGCCAGAGGUCUGAUCUGCUGCACAGGAUUCCAGCAAGGUCACAUAUGUGACCUCCUCCUUCCUCCCGUACCUCCUCCCAAAUAGUCUGUAGUCUGCUGUUUGAAAUACGAACCAUUGAGUUUUGGCACCCAACUUCCUUCAGCUUGAAGGGCUGUUGGGUCAGUGAUUGUUCAUCUUCCCAAAUCUCCUCCAUCACUAUUCCUCUCUCUCCUCUUUGCUAUUCUGCCUUCUCCUUUUCCCCAGUUUAUUUGUAUACUGGAGUUUUACUGAAUAAAUAGGGAGAAUAAGCUGAGUGUGCAUAGAAGUGAAAUUACCCAAGGUACAGAACCACCAAAGCAUGUCUUAUAUACUGAAAAAUAGAUACCCAAAAUAUUAAGUCUUUAAACAGACUUAGUUUCUGGGUCUCAAUUUAAAAAAAAAAAAAAAAAAAAAGAAAAAAAAAAGAAAGAGGGAAUUUUGCUUAGACUGAUUUACUGGCAUCAUAUUUGUAGAUAUUUAUGGAAAGGAAUCAUGUGUUUUUUGAUGUCUGUGGUAAUGAACGUGAAAUAACGUGCUUUUUGUUUUCUCAUCAGGUUUAUACAUUCUUAACAGAAUGCAAUAGACCCUGCUGUAACUGUCAACAUCAGUGAUGGAUGACAAUAUUUGUAUGAGGUUAUCUGUAAAAUGUACUGCUGUUAUUCAGUUCAUUUGGAAUAGUGAACCUGUAGCCACGAUUGUACAAGUCCCACAUUUUAGUUAGGAUUUUAAGAGCACAGUGAAAUGCUAUAGGAGUUUCUCUGUUGUAAAAUUAUUAGGAUCCAGAGUACCAUAUCUACUUAGUAGGUGAUAGCAUGCUUUCUUUUCAUAGAGAGUUUAUCACUAUUGUGAGCACUGCAAAUGUCAUAGACUGGAUGCAAAAUUGCUCCUAAUAACUGCAACAAAAAAAUUUUAAAAUUCUUAUUUGCAUAGUAGCAACAAUUGAGUGGUGAGGGACAAGGAAGGACUAAUUAGAAGCAGGGAUUACUAAUAAGAUUGUAAGAGUUAAUCCUACACUUAAAAGACAGCCUUGCUGCCUCUCCUAGUCCAGAGCACAUUGCAAAGAAAAUAGUUAUGGGCUUACAGCAGCCGUAAUACAGCUGCCCUUCUCUGUCUAAUGGCAAACAUGCCUAGGUAGUAAAACAUAGUAAAUUGUUAUUUGGGAGCAGUAUCUCGGGGCAGUCACCUCUCUGGGUGAUGCGCACUCCUGGUCAGAGGGCCAAUGCCAAAUCUGUGCACCAGCACAGACCUUUUGUAGAGCUGACACAGACCAAGGGGUGCCUGGCACAUGGGCAAGACUAGGGCACAAAAGCUGGUGUCAUCCUGUGAGGUCAGGGAUGGGGAUGCUCAUCCAUUCUGAAGGCUCUGCUCUUCUGAGCCACAUAUGAACCCAAAGCCUGUGCUCCACCUGUAAUAUGUCACACAUGCAAGUGUGGGUUGGAUGGUGUGUGGGUUUUGUCUGUACAUCUGCCUUACAGUGCAUAAGCGCAACACAGCUCUCUGAUAUUGAGUAUUAAACAGUAACAAUUAAUGGUAUGUCUAGUUUAAAUUUAUACAUUUCUUUGCUUGAACCUUACAUUAAGGCUAAAGAGCACCUUGGUCAAAACAAAACUUUUCAUGUGGUGGUGUCCCACCUCCAGUCCUACUGCCCCACCCCAGUGCCUGUAGGAGAAAGGCACCACAGAAUGUACUCAGCUCCAUCAGCAGCUCCAUGAGAUGGCUUUAUCAGCUGGCGCCACGGUGCUUUCAUAAACAAAUCCCCAGAGCCCUUGGCGUCAGAAAAUCCUUAUUUCCUGUAAAGUACAGCCAAGAAUGUUUUAUUUGUAUCUAAUGUAAGGAUUUCUGUAAUGAACUGUGAAAAAAAAAAAAGAUAAGGAAUUAAUAAAAGGUACAGGGCUGGAAAGUCUAGAAUUCACAAACUGUACACAUACCUAUGUUUCUGAAGACAAAUCUAUGCAGUUGUGUUGUAUUGUAGGAAAUUUCAUUUUUAUGUACAUAUAUAUUGUAAAUAAAUAGGAUGCUGUAUAUUUUUGCAGUUGGUUAUCCCCUAUGAAUAGAAGUGUUGAGAUAGGCUCUGCAUAUUAAGAAUGAUUUUAAUAGAAAUACAAAUACUUUAGCUUCUUAGCAAAAUGUAUAUCCUUUUCUUUCUCCCGAGAGUUCACAAGUUAAAUCCUAAACUUGAAAUUAUAAUUACCUCCCUAAAGUAAAAAGAGAAAUAAAAGGUCCAGUUAAAUUGCUAGAAUCAAUUCCAGUGAAUGACUCCCUGUUUUCUCAACAGCAAGUCUGCCAGUCUUCCUGUUGGGAAAAAUAUCUCCCUUGGUAAAGGGCCCCUUUGGUACCCAGACACCUCUUACCUUCUCAGCUGGGGUCAUUUGGGAGUAAAGUGCUGAGGAGGGUUUAUGGAAGAAGCCAUGGCAAACUGCAGCCAGCAAUUUGACCUAGCAUUAUGCCGUGUUGUAUCCAGGCAUGUAUUUACCCAACUAGUACAAACAGAAGUCAGGGCAGAGCUUCUGCAUUUCCAUUUUCAGCCAUCAGAAAUGCCAGUAGUUCAGAAAAAAAAAAGUAUGACAAGUCAGGGGUCAGCAGCAACCAGAGCAAUUGGUGCCAUUUCCAGCGCCCUCCCUUCCUGCAGAGUCCUGUGGCUGCUCCGCCUCAGAUCCUGCUGCUCUCAUGCAACCAAAAUGCUGGCACCUGAGACUGCCAAGAGCUUCCCUGGCCAGGGACUGCUUGCACAUCCCACUCCAUGAACAGGCAGACUUCUUUGGAUAGCUGUGUCCAGGGGUGAGGGCUGGGUAUGUCUUGAGAGUGCAUCCAUCAGAGGCCUUGUGUAGACUUUCUUACUGGUAAAGCAUGGAAAUGUUUUUUUGGGACUGCUGAAAAAUGGAGGUUAAGAAAUGCAUCUAAAAAUAAUUGUGGGUUUUUUCCAUAUUUACUUUAUGGGCUUGGAUGAAAAUGAAACUUGAAAUAACAUUUGCUUUUAUCAUGAGCACAAAUUUGAGGGGGAAAACCCUAUAUACAGUCAGUUCUACAGAGCUUUUCAAAUUAAUACCAGUAUAUGUUUUGUUUUCAGUGUUAUAGCCAACAAAAUAUAAACUGAAAAGGUAUUUUUCCACUAGACUUGAACUUUACAUUGUUUAUAGAAACCUGGUUUUAGUGUCCCAACAUAUGCUAAGGCUCACACAGAUCCAGUAUAAACAAUGUUGUUUGAACGAUGUAUGCUUCAUACAAGCUCAUGUCUAAUAGAUUGUUGAAGUGAGUCAUUGGUAAUAUUUUGCUCCUUUUAACAUCACCUGUUAACUUUGUGCUGCUCAUAUCCAAAUAAACAACACAGUUUUUCAGUUUCUAUGUGUAAAUAAAAUGUAUCAAGUUCUAUGA
Molecule: messenger RNA, 7910 nt
Organism: Serinus canaria (Common canary)
Lineage: Eukaryota; Metazoa; Chordata; Aves; Passeriformes; Fringillidae
Gene: SLC38A1
Product: solute carrier family 38 member 1
Exons: 16
Coding region: 360-1823 (487 amino acids)
Biological process (GO): amino acid transmembrane transport; L-glutamine transport
Molecular function (GO): L-glutamine transmembrane transporter activity
Source: RefSeq, a predicted model, not a curated record